CCUCGCCAAAUUUGACAUUCACUGUCAAUCAGUCAAGUUUUUUGGAUGUUUAGUGCUAAGUUGCGGCAAUGUCUUUGCUUUGUGUUGUGGUAUAAUGGUGUGUACCGAGUGGUACAAUGAACGUUACCGCCGCUGCGGCCCUGGGAGUGGUGUUAGUGCUUCUGCUAUUGGUGUUUAGGUGGAAAUGGAGGUCUACCAAGGUGGAAACGGAGUGUCCCCCAUGUUCGCCGGCGGUGACGCUGGUGCACCGGCUGUGCCCCCACCACAACGUGGUGCAGAGCUUCGAGGUGGAGGAGAAGGACAGCCUCGACGAGCACCUCGACGUGCUCACCAGGAAACUCGCUGAGAAGGAAGGCCGUCUGCGGCUCUCCAAGUCCAAAAUCCGGGAAACACAGCACGAGAUAGAGAGCUUGCACGCGAUCGACCACGACGUGCGCACCAAGUACCGGGAGAUCAUGGAGUCACUGCGGACUGACCUGCUCACCAACGAGAAGGAGUGCAAGCGGCUGCAGGAACAAAUCGAGUGGGUGUCUCGAAGGCGCGCUGAAAUACGGGAUGAGGUACGCCGAGGUCAAAAGCUAUACGGGGAGGCGGCUGCAGAGUUGGCCAGUAAUCUAGCGGAGUUGCAACGAGGUCGCAUGGCGGAGCAUAGAGUCACGGACAAACCGCAGAGACAGCACUCCCUGACCUCCCUGAGGCACCGCAAAGAGCCCCAACUCCCCAGGGCCUCGCCCGUUCGAUCCAUAGUAAUCAAAUCACCGCCCGGAUCGCCAGAAGCGAACGCGUCCAAUAUUGACACGCAUGCAUACUAAACCUACACAUGACUUAUGGCAGCCUCGUAUACUUUUCGAACGUCUAAUUUAUUUUUGCUUGUUUUGUUUUGUCUUUUUUUAAUAUUUGUGUACCUAUUAUAUAUAUUUUGAAGUA
Messenger RNA from Chilo suppressalis (striped riceborer), 927 nucleotides. The record is from the annotation of a GenBank genome assembly. NCBI's taxonomy places the organism in Eukaryota, Metazoa, Arthropoda, Insecta, Lepidoptera, Crambidae.